UUUGUGCGCGGUGCAUUGUGGGAUAUUGUUUGGAAUCUGGAGGACUACUGUGUUCUUUAUUCUGUAACUGUACAGCUGACUUAUCAGUUUUAACAUUAUUUUCAACUGAGGACACAAAUGCGAGAAACCGAAACCGAGACGGCAGACGCUAGUUCUGUCCGGAAAAGUCUUGAAGCAAUAUGUCAAGAGUUGAACAUGGACGAGGAAACUGCGACUGAAGCCUUGGAGAAUUUCACUGCGAUCUGGGAUACGUACACUCUGGAGGGAGAUGUGGUGCACUGGCUGGCCUGUGCCCUGUACGCAGCCUGCAGAAAGGGCUGGACUCCCACAGUAGGGAAGGGGGUCGUGGAGGGAAACUGUGUGUCCCUCACCCGAAUCCUCAGAUCUUCCAAGCUCAGCUUGAUUCAGUUCUUCAGUAAGAUGAAGAAAUGGUCGGACAUGUCGAAUUUGACCCAGGAUUUCCGAGAGCGGAUUGGCCACUUGGAGAGAAACUUUGAGGUGUCAACGGUGAUUUUCCGGAAGUUUGAGCCCAUAUUCAGGGACAUGUUUCAGGACCCCCAGGGAGAGCCACCACGUCAACCCAGGAGUCGCAAGCACAGGCGCCUUCCCUGUCAUAUAAGCGAUGUCUUCAAAUUUUGCUGGACCCUGUUUGUCUACACAAAAGGAAAUUUCCACAUGAUCGGAGAUGACCUGGUCAACUCGUAUCACCUGCUCCUGUGCUGUCUGGAUCUGGUCUUUGCUAAUGCACUGCUCUGUGACAACAGGAAAGACCUAAUUAACCCACUCUUUAAAGGGCUGCCCCAGGACUGCCUGGGUCCCGAUUACUCUCCCCCGGACGAGCCCCCCUGCGUGAUCGACAGGCUGUGUGAGCUUCACGACGGGCUGGUGGUGGAAGCCAAAGGGAUAAAAGAGCACUACUUCAAACCCUACAUCACCAAGCUGUUCCACAAACAGAUUUUGAAGGGGAACGAAAGCACGCUGACAGAACUUUUGGACGCUCCAAACUUCAUAGAUAACAAUAAAGCGGUGAACCGGGAGUAUGAGGAGUUUGUGCUGACGGUCGGGGACUUUGACGAGCGCGUGUUCCUGGGGGCGGACGCGGACGAGGAGAUCGGCACGCCCCGGAAAGUUCCCUCCGAGCCCCCCGAGGGGCAGCUGUCCGCCCGCAUGCAGGUGGAGUGCAACCUGCAGCAGCACUUUGAGAAGACGCGGUCCCUGGCCCCCUCCACCCCUCUGACCGGGCGGCGGUACCUGAAAGAGAAGGAGGUGAUGGCGACGCCCGUGUCCAUGGCCACGCAGAGCGUCAGUCGUCUGCAGAGCAUGGUGUCCGGACUGCGCAACGCCCCCAGCGAGCAGCUGCUGCUCAUCUGCAGGGCGUGUUCUCGAGACCCCACAGAGACGAUCUUGAGCAGGGUGAAAUCCCUGGGAGAGACGUUCCGACAGCACUACACCCGGAGCACGGAGGAGCAGCCGGGAUCUCACCUGGAUUUUGCAGAUAACAGGCUGAAGCUGGCUGAGAUCCUGUACUAUAAGAUCCUGGAGAACGUGAUUUCCCAGGAAAUGAAGAGGUUGCAUGGGAAAGACAUGACUGUGCUGCUGGAGCAGGACAUUUUCCACCGCUCCCUGAUGGCCUGCUGUCUGGAGGUGGUGCUCUUUGCCUACAACUCCCAGCGCUCCUUCCCCUGGAUCAUCGAAGUCUUCGGCUUACGCCCCUUCUAUUUCUACAAGGUGAUCGAGGUGUUCAUCCGCUCGGAGGAGGGCCUGUCCAGGGACAUGGUGAAACACCUGAACAACAUCGAGGAGCAGGUGCUGGAGAGCCGAGCCUGGAGCGCAGACUCUGCCCUCUGGGAGGCGCUAGAGGCCGCCCAAAAGAAGGUCCCCACCGUGGAGGAGGUGAAUUUCUCCAGCAGCUUCGAGACUGGAAACAGCAACAGUGGUCCCGCCCACCUCCCCCUGGUGACUCUAUCUCCCAUAAUGCACCCGCGGCUGAGAGAGGUCAGGACAGGCCUGGGAGGGAGCGCGCGGAAAGACGUGCCCCCCUCCCCCAUCUCCCUGCACGACCGCUACAGCUCCCCCACCGCCGGCACUGCCGCCAAGAGGCGUCUUUUCGGGGACGACCCCCAGUCCCCGCCCCCCCAGAGGAUCUCCUUCAGCCAGCCGGGCACCCUGAAGAUCGUCCCCACCUCGCCCUCCGGUGGCGGAGCCCCGCCCCGCUCCCCGGCCCGCACCCUCAUCGCCAUGACUACCACCACCGCCACCGUCACCACGCUCUCCGCCCUGCCAGGGAUGAAGAGCGAUGUGGGCGGGUUCACCAUCAUCCAGAUGCCCCCGGGCAGCCCGCUCUCGGCCCAAGUGCUGCUGACGGCGUCUCCCAGCCAGCCUGCGGCCGACGCCCAGAGCUGCAGGCCCCGUCGCACCGGCUCCCUCGCCCUGUUCUUCAGGAAGGUGUACCACCUGGCGAGUGUGCGUCUGAGGGACCUGUGUGUGAAGCUGGAUAUCUGCGCGGAGCAGCGGGGGAAGAUCUGGACGUGCUUCGAGCACUCUCUGGUGCAGUGCACCCACCUGAUGAGGGGCCGCCACCUGGACCAGCUGCUGCUCUGCGCCGUCUACAUCGUGUCCAAGAUCACCAAGGAGGAGCGCACCUUCCAGGACAUCAUGAAGUGCUACCGCAGCCAGCCACAGGCCAGCAGCCACGUUUACCGCAGCGUGCUGCUCCGGAGCAGCGGCGGAGAGCAGGGCGCCGACGAGAACAGCAUGGAGGAGGAAGGCUGUGAGUCUCGGCCGGACAGAGGAGACCUGAUCCAGUUCUACAACUCCGUGUACGUGCUGAGGAUGAAGGGCUUCGCUCAGAGAUACGCCGUGCUCAGCGCCGAUCCCCGGAUGGAGGCGCCCCCGCUCUCGCCCUUCCCCUCAGUGAGGGCUCAGCCGCUCUCCCCGCGCCGCGUGUCCCAGAGACACUCCAUCUUCAUCUCCCCCCACAAGAACGGAUCCUGCGUCACCCCCAACUCCGCCUUCACAUACAAGUUCAACGGCAGCCCCUCCAAGGAGCUGAGUGACAUAAACCGGAUGAUCAGGCAGGGCGGGGUGAGCAGGAAGAGGGCGUUCACCAUGGAGGGGGACUGCACCGAGUCCCCGACCAAGCGUCUGUGUCAGGAGAGCGAGGACGUGCUGCUCAAACGCCUGCAGGACGUCGUGAGCGAGAGAGCGCACCACUGAGGAACCCCCGCACGGCUGUCCAAAAUCAGCCACGACACCCCCUCAUAUCCCCCAAAAUCAGCCACGACACCCUAUCAUAUCCCCCAAAAUCAGCCUCAACACCCUAUCAUAUCCCCCAAAAUCAGCCACAAUGCCCCCUCAUAUCCCCUCAAAAUCACCCUCGACACCCCCUCAUAUCCCCCAAAAUCAGCCUCGACACCCCCUCAUAUCCCCUCAAAAUCAGCCUCAACACCCCCUCAUAUCCCCUCAAAAUCAGCCACAAUGCCCCCUCAUAUCCCCCAAAAUCAGCCACAACACACCAUCAUAUCCCCCAAAAUCAGCCACAACGCCCGCUCAUAUCCCCCAAAAUCACCCUCGACACCCCCUCAUAUCCCCCCCAAACCUGCCCCAAAUCAGCCACAACACCCCCUCAUAUCCCCCAAAAUCAGCCACAACACCCCCUCAUAUCCCCCAAAAUCAGCCGAAACACCCCAACCCGAAAUCGUCCGAUCUUGACCCCUAAAAAACAGCCAGUUUGGGAUAUAUCCCUUCUGAAUAUUUAUCCCUAAGCCCGGAGUCAUUCUCGCAGCGCACAGCCUACAGUCAUGCAGCAGGAUCUAGAGCAGGUAAACCCUUGGGGUUACCUGUAAGGGUGUGGAGCUUUAACAGGGUCUCUCUCUAAACCCCUGUCCCAUUGGGAGAGAUCCACAUAAACAAUCAUAUUUAUGUUGUUUUCAUUGUUACAUGGGAAACUCAGGGCUAGGUCUUCGCUUUUAGAAGGGCCAGUUUCCACGAAGCCAUCUGUUCGAUCCGGAUUUUCCAUGUAACAAUCAAAAACGUAUAUAAAUGAGGGCUAAAAUAUUGAAGAGGCUUUGGGACAGACCUGCUUGGUCUGAGUUCCCCUACCUGAGGUGGGAUUGUGCUUUUAUGCUGCUCGUGUCAGCAGCAUCCUCUGUGUGUAGUAUCUACACUUGAAUUCUCAUUUUAUACACGCGACAGCGCCGUUAAACACGAACAGCGCCUUUUCUACAAAACCCUUUUCAUUUUUACUUGAACUGUAAUUGUUUUUGAAAUCUUUUGCUUGAUAAAAACGUGACCCAAACACAUCCACGGAAUUUCGAUGCAACUUUUAUUUGAAUUACUUUUAAAGAUAUCCCCCCCCCCCCCGCCAUUUUGAACAAUCAAAGCUUGUGAUGCAAAAUUGUUAUUUUCCCAAAAGGGAAUGGUUUUGAGAACCUGUUGUUGAUUCAGAAAGGACAGAUUUGCCCAAAUGCAUAAUGAAGCGAGUGAUUUUCUCCCGAGCGUGUUCGCAGUGCAGCCCUGAGCUCUGUUGUUGUGUAACGGUUUGGAAACGAUCCCAGUACGAGUGUUACCCCCGCUGCCCAAACCGGGACGUGCUCUAUCCUGACUACCGAACUCCCGCUCAGACGCGUUCCUCCAAUACAAAAAAAAAUAAUAAUAAAUUGUAGCGAUGUUCUUUGUGCUUCGGUGAAUGUUUCUUUGUUGUUGAGUUUUGUUUUUUUACCUUUGGAUGUUAGGUUGUCAGUGUAAUUGUGCAGCAUACACGGACAGUAUUGAGCAUUGAUUUCUUUUUAACGUUCACUCCACAUCAAACUUGCCUAGAAGCUGGAGCAGUUGGAUCAUCAGUGCCUUUGUACAUAUGAAAAUAAAAUGGCAUUUUACACA
Molecule: messenger RNA, 4881 nt
Organism: Conger conger (European conger)
Lineage: Eukaryota; Metazoa; Chordata; Actinopteri; Anguilliformes; Congridae
Gene: rbl1
Product: retinoblastoma-like 1 (p107)
Exons: 22
Coding region: 118-3216 (1032 amino acids)
Biological process (GO): regulation of transcription by RNA polymerase II; negative regulation of G1/S transition of mitotic cell cycle; cell differentiation
Cellular component (GO): nucleus; transcription regulator complex; chromatin
Molecular function (GO): RNA polymerase II transcription regulatory region sequence-specific DNA binding
Source: RefSeq, a predicted model, not a curated record